AUGCCUUCCGCAUACAAAGGCAAGGGCAAGGGCCGCGAUGCGCGCCGGUCGCGUAGCCGCAACACCACCCCGUCCAGCGCUAGUGCCCCCGCUAUCCCCUCAUUGCCUAUCCAAAGCUACCUGGAGAAUGAUGUCACCAAUCACAUUGAUGAGGCUAGCCUGCAGUACUCUGAAGUGUUGGAAUUGGUGUCUGCGCAAAACAUUCCGGACUCGAAAACACUUGAGACCUUAGUGGACCACCUGAAGAGUCUUAGUGACAUGGCCGAUAUUCGGGGCGAAAUUUGCAAUGCUGGGAUGAGGGAGAUGUCUCAUAAGCGCAAGGAAGUGGAAGACCAGGAGCUUGAACGCGAAGUUCUAAAUCGCUCCAGGUUGAAGCGUGAAACCGAAGAGGAUGACGAUAUCCACAAGGGCGGGAAGCUAAAAAAGCGGAAAGAUCGCGCAAGUGCAAAGGAAGAGCGACCAUUAAAUCAUGGGGCGCAUGAGCUUGCCCGUCAGGACGGAGCUGAGACUAAGGUUGAAGGAGCGGCUUCGCCAGCGUCAAAGGAAUCCAAGAAUGCGCUAUCAGAUGAAAGCUCUUCGCUUUCACCUCCAUCUAUGAUGUCUCCCCACGGCGCAACCACUGCGGGCGAUGGUCCUCCCCCCGGCAGCCCCGGCUCGGAGACCAGCGCCGAUUCUCACCAACCCGAGCCGCAACCCUCCAUCCCUCAAGUCCAAGUCUUUGGCGAUAACCCGCUGAAGUUUGACGAUCCGACAAUUUACAACAUUCGAGAAGUCCUCCCCGGCAUGACCGACGACGAAAAGAAAGAGAUUUACAGCGUUGCAGUGUUCCCUAAGACUGAUCUCGCCCACAUGGCAGCUGGUGUGGCUCCGGAUAAGGACUUCAGCAACGCCAAACCUUCCAAUCAAGUCAGCGCGAACACUUUCCAAACUUACAUUGAGCCGUACGUUCGGCCCCUUACCGAGGAGGACAUCGCAUGGUUAAAAGAAAGGGGUGAUCGCACUACCCCGUUCAUUAUGCCCCGUCGUGGAAAGAAGAACUAUCGCCAGCUCUGGGCGGAGGAGGAUGGGGUUUCCUACGAUGCGAGCCAGGAUGACAAGGAUCAGCUACCUUUGAAUCAAGGCCGCGGGAGUAUCGAACAGCUCACUGACGACAAAGCGGAAACCAAUGAAGUCUCGAUCGGACCUCUCCUCAGCCGGCUCUGCUCUCUCCUCCGCUACGAGCACCGCACUUUACCCGAAGACAACACCCCGAACGCAAAUGGCGACACUUCCAGCCUGGGUGGAGAUGCAAUGGAUAUCGACCAACCCAGCGCCGAGAAGGAGAAUAAGAGCGAAAUAAAGCCUUAUCCUGCUGCGACUACCUUCCGUGACGCAGACCCCAAUGACUUCAAGACUUCGGUCGCCAAACUGGAUCAUGCGCAGCUCGAUGAACGCGCAAAAGCCGAACUACGAUACAUUGGUUUCCUCGGUCCAGAUGAUACCCCCGACUACGAUGCUCAUUAUGACGAUGAAGUUGCCGAGCGCCUCCGCCUACUCCAAAGCGAACUCAAGAAACAAAUCGUCACCAACAAUGCGCGUAAAGCUCGCAUUCUAAAGACUGCCCAGGAGCACAUGGCCAUGCUCGAAUUCACCACCAUCCAAGACGACCUCGACUCCCAAGUCCAACAGGCCUACCUCAAGCGCACCCGCACAAUGGGCAAGAGCAAGAAGGGCGCCCAGGCCAAACACCGGCCUGGCGCUGCAGGCGGCAGCGUCGCUGCUGUGGGCGUUUCCCGUCCUGCUGUCGGGGAUGCUGCCAAGAUUGUCAUGGACCGUCGUCGUCGCUGGAACGAGGCGUUCUUGCCUAUCUUCGAAGACAUCAAGACUACCAUUCCUUCUGCGGAUGAGUCGAUCUUUGAACCAGAAGUUAUGGCCGAAUACGAGAAGGCCGAGCUGGAGAAUUGGGACGAGGAAUAG
Penicillium bovifimosum is the source of this 1956-nucleotide messenger RNA. RefSeq names its product histone acetyltransferase NGG1. The transcript has 3 exons. The record is from RefSeq and is a predicted model, not a curated record. Bases 1 to 1956 code for a protein of 651 amino acids. Gene Ontology annotation, molecular function: transcription coactivator activity. Gene Ontology annotation, biological process: regulation of transcription by RNA polymerase II. Gene Ontology annotation, cellular component: SAGA complex. NCBI's taxonomy places the organism in Eukaryota, Fungi, Ascomycota, Eurotiomycetes, Eurotiales, Aspergillaceae.